Fundulus heteroclitus (mummichog) is the source of this 1327-nucleotide messenger RNA. It is a transcript of the gene mmd2a, whose product is annotated as monocyte to macrophage differentiation-associated 2a. Gene Ontology annotation, molecular function: pore-forming activity. NCBI's taxonomy places the organism in Eukaryota, Metazoa, Chordata, Actinopteri, Cyprinodontiformes, Fundulidae. The record is from RefSeq and is a predicted model, not a curated record. The transcript has 7 exons. Bases 319 to 1038 code for a protein of 239 amino acids. Gene Ontology annotation, cellular component: membrane.
ACAAGUCCGGGAGUCGAAACCAAACUCCGCGCAGUUUUCCCCCUCGCAGCGCCUCGCUCUCUCCGUGCUCGUGUCGGGAUGCCUCUCCGUUUGGAGGAAGUCUCAGCGCCUCGGCUCUAGCCGUCCCAUCCCGCAGGUCGGGUUUCUCUGCUGGACCUAUGAGUGUGCGCCGUUUUAUUAAUAUCAUCUCCGCACGCACGGCGGUGGGACAUCCGGCAUGGGGAAUCCGUAGUCGGAGGAGGAGGAGGAGACCACGGUGGGUGCUGGUUUGAGAGCGAGAGCGCACCGACGCACGCGCCCGCUUGGCCUGCGCGCGAGAUGGACUUCAAGAAGACAAAAUUUGGGAGGUACAUGAACUGCAGGGUGCCGGCCAAUAAGAGAUACCAGCCCACUGAGUACGAACAUGCAGCCAACUGUGCAACACACGCGCUCUGGAUUCUUCCCAGCAUGCUGGGUGGGUCUGUGCUUUACUUCCUGUCUGGGGACAAAUGGCACCGAGUCGCUGCCUUGCUCUAUGGGAGUGGUCUCACCGGCCUCUUCCUCACCUCGACGCUCUUCCACACCGCUGCCUGGAAGAUCAGCCAUCUCCGGAAGGUGGAGGAACGUUUCCACAUGUGUGACCGGAUGGCCAUCUACUUCUUCAUCGCCGCCUCCUAUUCUCCCUGGUUGAUGCUGAGGGAGCUGGGACCUUGGACGUACCACAUGCGCUGGCUGAUUUGGGUCAUGGCCUGCAUAGGGUCCAUGUACGUCUUUUUUUUCCACGAGAGGUACAAACUGGUAGAGCUGCUGGGCUACGUGACGAUGGGGGCUGUUCCUGCUUUGGUCAUUCUGUCCAUGGUGGACCACGGCGGCGUGCGUGAGCUGGCUCUGGGGGGCGUCUUCUACGCGGUGGGCGUGGUCUUCUUUAAGAGCGACGGACUCAUCCCGUUCGCCCACGCCAUCUGGCAUCUUUUCGUGGCGGUCGGAGCGGGCAUUCAUUAUUACGCCAUCUGGAGGUACCUGUACGUCGUGGGACCCCAGCUGCAGAUCUCGAGGUGACGGGCUGCUUCCGCCCGACAUUAUGGACUCUAAAUGCUGAAAGCUACUGAUUGGAAACGCCCUAGACGCCUACUAAGAGGUCGCACUUAAAUGGACCACAGUGGUUCUUCUUCGUGACAUCAAGGUUGGUGACACAUGCCGGGUUGAUGCUGACGAAAGACCAUUUUAGGGACCAAACACCUAAUCAAAGCCAGUAAAGUAUGAUAAAUGUACAACAUCUAUCUUUAAGGGACCUUACACCGAUAAAUAAUUGUAAUCCUGCUGUUAAAGCCCUAAUUAAGCACAUUGU